Messenger RNA from Silurus meridionalis, 2913 nucleotides. It is a transcript of the gene ddx10, whose product is annotated as DEAD (Asp-Glu-Ala-Asp) box polypeptide 10. Lineage: Eukaryota; Metazoa; Chordata; Actinopteri; Siluriformes; Siluridae. Bases 101 to 2674 code for a protein of 857 amino acids. Gene Ontology annotation, biological process: rRNA processing. The record is from RefSeq and is a predicted model, not a curated record. The transcript has 18 exons. Gene Ontology annotation, cellular component: nucleus. Gene Ontology annotation, molecular function: ATP binding; RNA helicase activity; nucleic acid binding.
ACCAGAGUUCACGAAGAACAGAACAACGUUUCCUCCACAUGCUGGAUCGUAUGAAGUGUCUUCACCAGUUGAGUGUUUACGUAGAUUCAUUGCGAAGAAAAUGCGAGUAAAGAAGGGCAAAGAGAAGAAAAAUCUUCCUGAGGACCCGGUGAAGAAUUUUGAGAAGUGGAGGAAGAGGCAUGACAAAAGCAAGAAACAAACUAAACGGCCGACAAAAAAACGCGACUGGGAGAUAGAGAGAGAAAACAUUCAGAAGCUGGUCGCCAAAUACACAGAGAUAAAUGCGAAAGAAGCCAUCAAGUUCUCUGAUUUUCCGCUAUCAAAGAAGACCCUGAGAGGUCUAUUAGAGGCUCAGUAUCGGCAGCCCACAGAGAUCCAGAGACAGACCAUUAGCUUCACUCUGCAGGGAAAAGAUGUCUUGGGUGCUGCAAAAACCGGCUCUGGAAAAACUCUCGCGUUCCUCAUUCCAGUGUUGGAAUGUCUGUACCGUAACCAGUGGACGGCCAUGGAUGGUCUCGGCGCUCUUAUCAUCUCUCCCACACGAGAGCUGGCUUAUCAGACUUUCGAGGUCCUGAGGAAAGUGGGGAAGAACCAUGAAUUUUCAGCUGGACUUGUUAUUGGUGGAAAGGACCUCAAGGACGAAUCCCUGAAGAUUCAUCGCACAAACAUCAUCAUCUGCACGCCCGGACGCCUGCUGCAGCACAUGGAUGAAAACUCCAGCUUCCAUGCCUCAGACCUGCACAUGCUCGUGUUGGAUGAGGCCGAUCGAAUUUUAGACAUGGGCUUCGCUGACACGCUUAACGCCAUUGUGGAGAACCUUCCAAAAACCAGACAAACGCUGCUGUUCUCUGCCACACAGACCAAGUCUGUUAAGGACCUGGCCAGACUCAGCCUGAAGAACCCAGAGUAUGUAUGGGUUCAUGAGCAGGCUAAAUUCAGCACUCCUGCUACUCUGGAGCAGAGCUACGUUGUGUGUGAACUGCACGAGAAGGUCAACAUGCUCUUCUCUUUCUUGAAGAGUCACCUGCAGAAGAAGAUUAUUGUCUUUUUCGCUUGCUGCAAAGAGGUGCAGUUUUUGUUUCGCAUGUUCUGCCGGCUGCGUCCCGGUAUCUCGGUUUUGGCCCUGCACGGAAAGCAGCCACAAAUGAAGAGGGUGGAAGUCUACAACGACUUUGUACGCAAGAAAGCUGCUGUUCUCUUCGCCACAGACAUCGCUGCAAGAGGACUUGACUUUCCUGCUGUGAACUGGGUGCUUCAGUUUGACUGCCCUGAGGAUGCCAACACAUACAUCCACAGAGUCGGCAGGACUGCCAGGUAUAAGGAGGGCGGAGAGGCCCUGCUCAUACUUCUACCUUCAGAGGAGAAGGGCAUGAUUGCUCAGCUCCAGGAGAAAAAAGUCCCCAUCAACAAAAUUCAGGUGAACCCAGAGAAGCUGACGUGUGUGCAGCAGAAGCUGGAGGCCUUCCUGGCCCAGGAGAAGGAGCAGAAGGAGCGAGCUCAGCGGUGUUUUGUGUCUUACCUUCGCUCAAUCUUUCUAAUGAAGAACAAGGACGUCUUUGAUGUGUUUCAGCUGAAGCUCCCAGAAUAUGCCACGUCUCUGGGUCUGGCUGUUCCCCCACGGGUGCGUUUUCUAAAUAAGGCCCUGAAACAGAAUGGCGAGGUAACGCAGGAGGUCAGCGCUGCAGCUGAGACUGACUCUGAUGAUGAGCUAAAGAGCUUUAAAGCCCAUUUCAGAAAAGACCAAGGUACCAACCCUGACUCUGAGUCUGAAGAGGAUGAUGAUGAUGAUGAUGAUGAUGAGGAGGAGAGUGAUGAGAAAGAAGAGGUGGUGAAGUCUGGAGGCCAGCUCUGUGGUGCUGUUGAUGAUGAUGAUGAUGAUGAUGAUGAUGAUGAUAAAGAUCUGGGUCUGCUGACAGUGAAACGGAAAGAUGUGUUUAAUGUCAUUGAAGACCAGGAGGAGGACGAUGACGAGAAUCCCAUGGACAAGAGCAAAAAAGUAUCCAAGUUUAAAGAAGCAAAGAAAACUCAGAAAAGAAACUUCAUGGUGAACACCAAGAAAGUCUUCACUGAGGAUGGAGAGGCAGUGCAGCAGUGGCCUCCGCUACAGAGGACCGUAGUGCAAGAUGAUGAGGAAGGCGACGAGGACACAGCAGGCAUUAACAUUGAAGCGGCCAAGGAGCGACUGCGCAGGGAGGACCAAGAGGUUGACAAGAAGGAAUACAGCAGGAAGAUUAAAGAGAGGCACCGGGAGAAAAGGCUGAAGGAGAAGGCAGCACGAAGAGAAGCAAGCAAACUGGCUAAAGAGGAGAAGGAGAAGAAAAAGAAGGCUGCCAUUGGGGAUGGGGAUGAAGAUGAAGAUGAUGAUGAGGAGGAAGUGGUGGCGUACCUGUCAGGCGCUGAUGAUGAAGAGUUUGACCCCAGCACACUCCCCGACCCUGACAAAGUGUGCAAUUCUGAGGAUGAAGAGGAUAAAAGCAGUGAUGGCUCCGAGUGUGCAGCCAGGAAGAGGGGCCACAGCGGUAGUGAAGAUGAUGAUGAUGAUGAUGAUGGACACUGGGGAACAGGGAGGAAAAAGGCCAAGCGGAACAGCUUCGAGCCCGAGCCUCUGGACACCGGUCUCUCACUGGCUGAGGAUGAAGAGUUGGUGCUUCAUUUGCUGGGAGGCAUGAGUUAGUUCCUUAUUCAGUAUUAUGUGAUAAGGACCACAGCCUUCCUCAUGUUAUGAACUGUAAUUCUGCAAUGUUUCUCUCAUGCAUUUAUACUUUGUUGGGUUAGAUUGUUUGUUUUGUGAAUAAAUAAAAUGAGUCAUGACCAAAUUUUUUUUUAGAUCUAAUUGAAAUUUGCUGAACCGUCCUUCACUAUCUCUGUAUAACAGCUAGUCUUUGUCCACCAGAGAUAAAAGUCGAAAUUGAA